Papaver somniferum (opium poppy) is the source of this 917-nucleotide messenger RNA. Its product is annotated as glycerol-3-phosphate 2-O-acyltransferase 6-like. The transcript has 2 exons. Bases 1 to 870 code for a protein of 289 amino acids. The record is from RefSeq and is a predicted model, not a curated record. Gene Ontology annotation, biological process: cutin biosynthetic process. Lineage: Eukaryota; Viridiplantae; Streptophyta; Magnoliopsida; Ranunculales; Papaveraceae. Gene Ontology annotation, cellular component: membrane. Gene Ontology annotation, molecular function: glycerol-3-phosphate 2-O-acyltransferase activity; phosphatase activity.
AUGUCCAUUUGCAAGGAAGGUUACAUGGUCCCAAUGACUAAAUGUGAACCAGGUCCGCAAAACAAGCUUUUAAGUCGGGUGAUAUUUCAAGAUGGAAGAUUGGUUCCAAGACCGACCCCGAUGAAUGCACUCUUGAUUUUCUUAUGGUUGCCAAUCGGUUUCAUCCUAGCCCUUCUGAAGAUCUAUCUCGGCAUUUUUUCACCAAAAAGAAUUCUUUUGCACACGUCUAAGAUCCUCGGUAUGAAAGUAAUCGUAAAGGGAAACCCUCCAUCCGCUCCGGGAAAAGGCCAAAAUGGUGUUCUUUUUGUUUGCAGUCAUAGGACCAUGUUGGACGGAGUGCUGAUUGCUAUCGCCUUAGGGAGGAAAAUCAGUUGCGUCACAUAUAGUUUAAGCAAAUUCUCAGAGUUGAUAUCUCCUAUUAAAUGCGUAGCCCUGACAAGAGAAAGAGAGAAAGAUGCUGAACAUAUCAAACGCUUGCUCGAAGAACGGGACUUAGUGAUUUGUCCGGAGGGAACAACUUGUAGAGAACCGUUUCUUCUUAGAUUUAGUGCAUUGUUUGCUGAGCUCACAGAUAGGAUUCUUCCAGUUGCAAUUAAAGCGAAGCGAAGUGUAUUUUUCGGUACAUCUGCUCGCGGAUUUAAGCUUAUGGAUCCAUAUUUCGAAUUCAUGAACCCUAUGCAAACAUACGAGAUUACCUUCUUACAUCAGUUGCCUACUGAGCUGACUUGUAAAGGUGGGAAGUCUCCUAUUGAAGUUGCAAACUACAUUCAGAGGGUUUUAGCAGGAACGCUUGAGUUCGAAUGCACCAGCUUGACUAGGAAAGAUAAGUAUAAGAUGCUCGCCGGAACAGAUGGCACUGUGCGGUCUUAGAAAGAGAAAAGUUAACUAGACCGCUUACACGGUGGUGACCAGCGGAA